This is a messenger RNA of Balaenoptera musculus (blue whale), 780 nucleotides long. Its product is annotated as ferritin light chain-like. Gene Ontology annotation, cellular component: cytoplasm. Bases 1 to 780 code for a protein of 259 amino acids. The record is from RefSeq and is a predicted model, not a curated record. Lineage: Eukaryota; Metazoa; Chordata; Mammalia; Artiodactyla; Balaenopteridae. Gene Ontology annotation, molecular function: ferrous iron binding; ferric iron binding. The transcript has a single exon. Gene Ontology annotation, biological process: iron ion transport; intracellular iron ion homeostasis.
AUGUUUUUAGUGUUUUGUUUUUUAAACUUUGGUCAUGAAACCUAUUUCAAGGCAGUGCGCUCAGAGGUCCCGCGGACCUGUCUCUUGCUUCAACAGUGUUUGGGCGGAACAGACCCGGGGGGCCCCUUCCUCCAAGCCUCCGACCACCCUCCAUCUUUUUUUCCAGUGGCAACUUUCAGAACCAGCCCCUCAGUUAUCCUCGGCCUUUGGGACCAGCCAGCACUGUUUUUUGAACUUAACUCCUUAUUACCCAUCAACCAGAUUCCUCAGAAUUAUUCCAUCGAGGUGGAGGCCGCCUUCAACCACCUGGUCACCUUGCAUGGGCCGGCCUCCUACACCCGCCUCUCUCUGGGCUUCUAUUUCCACCACAGUGACAUGGCUCUGGAGGGCUUGGGCCACUUUUUCCGCAAAUUGACUGAGAAGAAGCAGGAGGGCGCCAAGCCUCUCUUGAAAAUGAAAACCCAGCGCAGCGGCUGUGCCCUCUUCCAGGACGGGCAGAACUCAUCUCAGGAUGAGUGGACUAAGACCCAGGACACUAUGGAAGCUGCCAUUCUCACGGAGAAGAAGCUGAACAAGGCCCUUUUAGAUCUGCUUGCUCUGGGUUCUGCCUGUGCAGACCCUCAGCUCUGUGACUUCCUGGAGAGCCACCUCCUAGGUGAGGAGGUGAAACUCAUCAAGAAGAUGGGCAACCACCUGACUAACUUCCGAUGGCUGUCUGGUCCCCAGGCUGGGCUGUGCAAGUGUCUCACCGUCCAAAGGCUCACCGUCAAGCAUGACUAA